Molecule: messenger RNA, 6948 nt
Organism: Microplitis mediator
Lineage: Eukaryota; Metazoa; Arthropoda; Insecta; Hymenoptera; Braconidae
Gene: Pp2C1
Product: probable serine/threonine-protein kinase nek3
Exons: 4
Coding region: 380-3460 (1026 amino acids)
Biological process (GO): protein dephosphorylation
Cellular component (GO): cytosol; nucleus
Molecular function (GO): mitogen-activated protein kinase binding; protein serine/threonine phosphatase activity; cation binding
Source: RefSeq, a predicted model, not a curated record
AUACAACAUAUAUAUACUAUACAUAUACAUAUACAUUGUAAUGCCUCGCUCUGGGGAAUGAGAAGUAGAAGUAUAAGCAGCAGCAGCGACCCCACCACAAUUUUUAUGGCAGUAAAAUUAAUACGCGAGGUUUCCGCUCCAGUCUGUGUGUUACAAGUACGUGGUCUCUGGUCUAUAAGCCAGCCAUCGGAUCAGAAACGUUAGACUUGGCUUCGUAUCUAUACUGUAGUUACUGAUAAUAAUAACAACAAUAAUAAUAUUAUUAAAUACAGAAGUGAUAAUAAUAGUGGAUAAAUAUUCAGUACUGGGUGCUGAGUUACGUUUUUUUAAAUAAAAUAUUAUAAAAUAAAUUACAGUAUUGUGUGAAAGGUGAUUCAUAAUGCCGUUAAGCAUCAAGGUUAACCUCCGGGUUACCGGACACUGUAACCAGGGCGGCCGUAAAUACAUGGAGGACAUGUUCAGUGUCGCUUACCAACAAACUUCCGAUGAUAAGGACCUGGAAUACGCGUUUUUUGGUAUUUUUGACGGUCAUGGAGGAGGCGAGGCUGCUAAAUUUGCUAAGGAUCAUCUUAUGGACAUUAUUGUCAAGCAAAAAAACUUUUGGAGUGACAAGGAUGAGGAUGUGCUACGAGCGAUUAGAGACGGAUAUGUUAACACACACUACGCUAUGUGGCGAGAACUGGACAAAUGGCCGAGAACUGCCUCAGGACUGCCGUCAACAGCUGGUACGACUGCUAGUAUAGCUUUUAUACGCAAAGGAAAAAUUUAUGUGGGACAUGUUGGAGACUCGGGAAUAAUUCUCGGUUAUCAGGAUGAAGAUGAUCCUCAGUGGAAAGCGAAACCACUGACUAGAGACCAUAAACCGGAGAGUGGACCGGAGAUGAUAAGGAUCCAAGAGUCCGGAGGAAAAGUUAUCAGCAAAUCUGGUGUGCCGAGAGUCGUUUGGAACAGGCCUAGGAUCGGGCACAAAGGACCUGUACGAAGAUCUACUCAUAUAGAUGAGAUUCCAUUUUUAGCUGUGGCGAGAUCUUUGGGUGACUUAUGGAGUUAUAACUCAGAACUAGACACUUUUGUUGUCUCGCCUGAGCCAGAUGUUAAAGUUAUUAAAGUUGAUGUCAAGUCAUAUCGGUGUCUUAUCUUUGGUACUGAUGGUCUCUGGAAUAUGCUGACACCUCAAGCUGCUGUGGCAAUCGUUCAAGCUGCUGAACGACACAAUGAAAAACAUUUUAUUGCUUCGCAGCAGACAGGAAAUCUCUUACCGGGAGAAUCACAAAUGUGGAUAAACCCUUCCAAGAGUUUAGUAGAUCGUGCUCUAGAACGUUGGUCAUCAACGCGCUUACGAGCUGAUAACACAAGUGUCGUGACAUUGAUGAUAGAUCCACCAGGACCAUCACGCUGUGAAGUUUUAAUGAAUCGUCGUCAAAAAGAUGCCGUACCUUCAGUUCCAAAGACCAUACCUACACCUCUAACACCACAUCCGUGUAAUUCAAAUCCCCAUGAGCCCAACAUCGACAGGACCCAACCACCAAUGGCCAAUGUCGUCGUGCCUCCAACUCCAGUAGCAGCAGCAUCAAAUUUAAUCAACAAUACGGUCAGCGAGGAUUCAAAUCAAACCAUCAGUCCUUCGUCGUCUUCAUCCGGACUAAAUGAAAGUUUACCUGGUGACUAUAGUUUCCAAGAAAAUUGUGUUAAUUAUGAACCGUUUGUUGAUAAUAAUAAACAUGAAAAAGUUGAAAAUAGUAAUGAUACUUUAAGUGAAUCUAGUGUUAAAGAAAGUACAAGUAUGGAGAAUAUUCAAGUUGCUGAAAUAUCCUCCAGUGAUAUAAGUAAUGAUGAUGCUGGUCAACUUUUAUCUGACGAUACUGUUGAUGAUAAAUCUUCCGCCGAAGAAAAUAACGAAUCUACAAUAAAAAGUGAUACAAAUAUCAAUGACAGUGUUGGUCAAUCAUCUGUAAACGAUUCCUUAAUUGAGACCACUGUUGCAGAAGAGGAACCACUUGAUAAAGAUUUUACAGAAGACACUGGAGAUGCCCAUCAAUUGAAAAGAGAAAACGCAUUCUUUGGAUCUUGGGAAUCAUUCAAUAGCAGCGGAUCUAGACUAAAUAAUUCAGCGAAUUCCAGUCUGGCUGAUUUGAUUUCCUGUCAAACGUCUGUCGAAAAAAAUAAUCCAACAGAAAUUGAUUGUGAAAAGGAUAAAUUUGAAAGCCUGUCAGCGGAUUCAAAUCUUGAUAAACCGUCUGAUUUUUCCAAUGAAAGUAUUACAGAUGAAACUAAAAAUUUAGAAAGACGUGAAAAUGAUUCUGUACAAACGUCACCUCAAUUGAUGCCAGCUACGUCGACAUCUGUCACAGAUGAUCAAAAAAUGCCAGCCCCGUCUCCAGUAGAUACUGCCAGACUAAAACGACGUCGCGAAACUCCACUCAGACCAGGCUCAACCCGACGUACAAAAGAAAUCGUUAACAAUAAACGUAGACACAGUUCUACGUUAGAAGAUGCUGAAGAUCCUGGUAUCUGUGCUGUACCAGAACCGCCUAAUUUUAAACGUCGCACGCGAUCAGAAGAUAGACGAUGUGAUGCAAAUGCUCCAACUGAUGAGAAUAAUCCAAUAAAUCAAGAGCAGUCAAAACAACAGUCAUUACGACAUGAUCGAGUACGUCGUUGGCCUGGUAAUUCACGUUGCUCUGUAGUAUCUAAAUUAAGAAACGUUAAUUCUCCAACAACAUCCUACUCAGCAGCAACGAAUACCAGUACACCAAAUGCUCGUGAAAAAUUGACAGUAUCACCGACGUCAUUUCAACGACGUAGUCUUGAAAAGAAAGCAACUCCAGUUAAAACAAUAAGAAGACCAUCAAUAAAUGGCUCGAGUCGGGUUCAAUUGAGAGGAAGUUUCGCAUUAAGAGAUUGGGAUCAAAGUAAAUCAAGUCACCACCGUCGUCGUCGUCGUGGUGCUCGUGCUGGAAGUUGUUCAUCUGAUAGGUCAAGAUUAAAUCAUGUUAUUACUGGUGGCGCUGCUUUGUCAAGUGAUCCAACGUCGUCUUCCACCAGCACACCUCAGCGUUGGCUCAGGUCUGAUACGAUAGCUGCGAUUCCUAUUAAAACUUUGAGGUCUCGGAAUGUUGACAUUGCAUCGGGACACACAGUUCCUCCUCAACUGGCUCACCAGUACAAUAUUAUCAAGCAAAAUCGGCUCUCAUUGCCGCCUUCCAACACCACGAAACUCCGGAUGUCCAGUACGCCGUCUAAAGUUAAAUCGACGACGACGACGACAAUCGCUACGGGAUUAACGACACCGGGAAAAUUAAAACAAGCUGGUGGUAAUAUUGGAGGAGCCAAUGGGCAAUCAGCUUCUGUUUCACCAAAUUCUGUAACCGGAAUUGCUAAGAGAGUCAAGUCAACUCCUUACAAUCCGAGCGCUAGAUCACUAGGUACCCGGUCACGUCUAAAGCGUCUCAGUAAAUAAAUAGUUAUGUAGAUAUAAAUAUAUAUAUGCUUAUAUAUAUUUUUUUUCUUUUUUAAUUAAUAGAUGCUAAUUAAAUUAAAUUUGUUUUUUUUUUCGUUAUUAUUAAAUCUAAAGAUAAAUAUAAAUAUAUAUUUUUUUCUUAUUAUAUUUUCUUUCUUUCUUUUUUUUUUUUUUUUUUUUUUUAAUUAUAUUUUAGAACUUUUAAUUAAUAUCGGUUCUAAUUUGAUGCAGGUCACUGGCGCUAAUCAUUAAAAUUAAUUUCUUAUUUUUAUUAUAAAUUGACAUCAUCGUUUCAUAUAUUCUUCGCGACAUAUUUAUCUCCAUUAAUCAUUUUUAAAAUGUGUAGUAUAUCUACAUUAGACAUUCAAAAAAUCGGCUAUUCUUUUUUUUUAAAAGGUAUACGGAAAAUAUUUUUCGAGAUGACGUAAAAAAAAGUGUCAAAAUUUGAACUCUUAAUAUUAAAAUUAACAGCCACGUGAUCGCAAUUUUAAAUUUUCUAUUUAAAAAACGCGGGAAAAAUUUUAUUUAAAAUGGAAUUUUACUACUCAUCAGCGAAUCAGUGUAUCGGAAAAGUCAAUUGAUAUUUGUGUUGGAAAUUGAACGCACUACAAAAAAAAUCUCUCAAUUUUGAUAAAUUUAAUUUUUCAAAAAUUAAAGUCAAAGUCAAAUUCAUAGUAAAUUUCUGCAUUAUUUGACUUUUCUGACGAAACUAUCACACAUAACGUAAAAUGCUACAGGACCUUUUUUGUAGGUCAUUUAAUUUCCUACAACUUAUUCUUAACAAAGUUUUCGAAAUUCUUGAAAGUUUUUUAGUUAUUUGCAUUUAAAUGUCAAUUUGUUCCGAGAAAUCGUAUUUUGGCCGAAUUUCGUUACUUUUAAAUGCAAAUAUCUAAAGAACUUUCAAAAAUUUCGGAAACUUGAUGAGAGAUAAUUUGUAGGAAAUGAAAUGAUCUACAAAAAAUGUUCUAUAACAUUUUACGAUAAGUCUGAUAGUUUCGUCAGAAAAGUAAAAUAAUACUAAAAUUUAAUAGGAAUUCAAUUUUGAUUUUGAGUAACUUUUGAAAAAUUAAAUUUAUCGAAAAACAAUGAGAUCUUUUUUGUAGUGCGUUCAAUUUUCUACCAAAAUGUCUAUUGAUUUUCCCGAUACAUUUAUUCGCUCAGUGAUAAAAUUCCACUUUAAAACAAAAUUUCCCCGCGUUAUUUAAAUAGAAAAUCAAAAAUUGCGCGGUGGUUUUUACAAUUACUAUUAAAAGCUCCAAUUUUAGAGAUUUUUUUUCUCGUCAUCGAAAAAUGUUUUCCGUAUAAUUAAAAAAAAAAAGUAGUCGAUUUUUUUGAAUCAGUCUAAUCUACAUAUAUACAAAAUAUUUAUGUAUAUAUAUAUUUUUUCUCUCUUUUUUAAUUACGAUCUUCCCGAAAAAAGUUUUAACGUUUAAAUAAAUAAUUAGUGCGAUAAUUUUAGUCGAAUGAAAAUUAAAAAUAUAAAUAUCGGGAAUUAAAAUAAAUAAUGUUUAAGUCUUUAUAAUUAUUUUUAAAUAAAUAAUUUAUUUAUUAUUUUUUACUGUGUAUUUUGAUUUAAAAGAAAAAAAAUCAAUCAAUUUUUAUAUAAUUAUUUUAGUCUUCCGUUUAAAAUAUCGAACAGCAAAUUGAUUUAAAUCAAAUUAAUAGACAGUAAAAUUAUUUAAUGGAUAUUUUAAUUUAACGAGCGAGUUUAUUUAUUUCAUAAUUGAAACACAUGAAAUUAAUAAAAGAAAAAAUGAUUUUAAAAAUAUAUUGUUAAUUGUAUAUAAAUAUAUUUGACGUGCCUAUUAAAUUACCAGCUGAAUGUGCGGAUAAAAAAAAACAAUUAACAGCACUAGCUUUUAUGGACUAUAAUUAUUUAAUGGAUUUAAAAUCAUAAUAAAAAAAUAUCAGUCUCGCAAAUUUUUGUUUUGACGACUAAAUUAAAAUUUAAAUCCAUGAUACAGAAGUUAGUCAUGAUUCUGAAAUUGUCAGACAAUUUGCAAUUUUUGGAUUUUAUUUUUUCAACGUCAAUUGCAAAAAAAAAAAAAACCUAAAAAAUUGCACACGCAGAAAAUUUGAAACACUACAGGUGCAAUUUUUUGAAAUAUUUUUUUUUUUUAAUUUAUCAUUUUAAAAAGAAUCCAAAAAUUAAUAGUCGGCUAAUUUAUAAUACUGAAGUUAACCGACGUCUGAUAAUUUUUUGAUUUUUGUAAAAAUGAUAAAUUAAAAAAAAAAAUAUUUCAAAAAAUUGCACCUGUAGUUUUUCAAGUUUUCUACAUGUGCAUUUUUUUAGUUUUUUUUUUUAAAUUUAAAAAAAAAUUCAAAAAUUAUUAAUUGGAUGCUAAUUUGAGGAUCAUUUAAAUUUACGUGAGAAUUAUAAAUAUCAUAUAAAUUAAAAUAAAUAUGUACGCAUUACAUACUUAUUGCGUUUACCUAAAAUAAAAAAUGAAAAUAUAUAUUUAAUUAUACCCAUAUAUGUGUAAAAAAAAGUAUAAGAAAAGUCUUUAUUUUAUGGCGUUUAAUCGCUAGAAAUAAAAUAAUAAAAAGUUUAUUUUUUUCACAAUAAAAUAAUAAUAAUAAAAUUAUUUGCUGUUAAUUCGGAGAUGUGUGUAAAGAAAUAUUUAAAAUUAUAAAUUAAAAUAAAUUUGUGUGAUUACAGUCUCCAAUUCUGUAUAUUUUAAUUAAAAAUAAAAUAAAUAGUACGAAAAGUUAAAAUAAUUACUGUUAUUUAUUAUUGUUUAUUAAUUUAUUUUUUUAAAAUUCUUUAACAAAUAAACAAUAAAUGCGCGCUUUAUUUUCACGUGACAUUCGAGUUUGACACUUUAAUUUAUGUUUAAGUUUACACUGUAUUUACAUUUCACGUUCAUACCCAUCAGUUACUCGUAAACGUACUCAAGUAUUUACAGAUAAAUAUGAAAGUCAAGAAACGGUCUCUUUACAUCAAUAAACAUAUCAUUGUUGCCCGCUCUCUACAAUAUAUUUAUAUAUAUAACAAUAAUAAUAAUAAUAUUAACAUAAAUAAUGUCAAGACAAGUCUUAUCUCAGCUUCAACACUAAACCUUUUAAUUAUUCACGCCAACCAUUCGCAAGUGAUAAUUACUUUUAAUUAUUAUUUAUUAUGUAAUAAAUUACUAGAAAAUAUAACGUUGGCAUAUGGUCACCUUUAUCUUGCAUUUUUAAAUUACUACUAAACUCAUAAUACUUAAGAACCAUUUACUCAUUUUUUCAUUCAUAAUCGUUAUCAUGUGUUGUAUGAUACACUAGCAAAUGUUAUGUUUAAACGUACGUACAUUCUUAUGACAUGAUAAAGGCAAUAAGGCACAGAAUAUGUUAUGCGGAUUUAAAAAAUUUGCAUAACAUUUACAUCAAUAUGUUAUUAGACAAUAAAGGCGCAUUUGCAGAUUGUGUUUACAUUAUUUACACUUAUAAUUUUUAAAUUAAUACUUUUUUUUGUAGGAGUGUUCGAAUCGGAUCGAAUAAUUUGAAAA